Molecule: messenger RNA, 933 nt
Organism: Calliphora vicina (urban bluebottle blowfly)
Lineage: Eukaryota; Metazoa; Arthropoda; Insecta; Diptera; Calliphoridae
Exons: 1
Coding region: 1-933 (310 amino acids)
Source: RefSeq, a predicted model, not a curated record
AUGACCGAAAAUGGCGAGCUCUUCCUGGAAAUAUGCAUGAAUAACAACUUGGUCAUUGGUGGAACGUUAUUCCCUCACAAAAAGGUGCACAAGGUUACCUGGAUCUCCCCUGAUAACGUCACCGAAAAUCAAAUCGACCAUAUUGCCAUUAGCCGAAAAUGGAGAGGGUCUUUGCUAGAUGUGCGAAACAAGCGUGGCGCCGACUGCGGCAGUGACCAUCACCUUUUAAUUGGCACAAUUCGUUUGAAAGUAGCAGCCAUCAGAAGAGCGGAUAAAGCCCAAAGAAAGUAUAACGUCGAUAAAUUGAAGAACCCAACAAUCAAAAACAACUACAUAGAUUCUCUCAACACCUCCCUUCAAACUAUUCCAAAUAACACAGUGCCUAAUUGGAAUACCAUUAAAACCUGUUUCACUAACGCAGCCCACGAACAUAUAGGCUAUAAAGAAGAUAAAAGAAAACAGUGGAUCUCUGACAAUACUUGGGACCUCAUAUCCGAAAGAAGAGACACAAAGGGGUUAUUGAAUACCGCUAGAACCCGUAAUGAAAAAGCAAACUUGCGCUCAAUAUAUUCUACGCUGGACAAGAAUGUCAAAAAAAGUGCCCGCCAAGAUAAGCGUAAAUGGAUUGAUGAUCUGGCCAAAGAAGCCGAAACAGCAGCUGCAACCCAUAGGACAAGGGAUUUAUACAGAAUUGCUAAGAAACUUACCCAAAAAUCGUUUGUUUAUGGAGAUUUAGUCACAUCCCAAAAAGACCAGAUGGAUGUAUGGGUAGAGCACUACUCCUCGAUGUUAUCGAAAUCAUCGAACACUGGUCACAAUCUAUGUGAUUGCAUUCAACACAGUGCUAGGGACGAUAUAUCUACAGACUGCCCAGAAUCGAUUUUGAGAAAGCAUUCGAUACGCUUUCCCAUUCAGCCAUAUGGAGUACGCUAA